CUUCCGGCUUCCGCCGAGGUUCCUCUUCCUGCCGGCGUUCGGAGCCUCUUCCCCGUAACCCCUCGUCGCCGGAGUUCUGGGCCCGGUGCUCGCCAUGGCCGCCCCCGACUUGUCCACAAACCUCCAGGAAGAGGCCACCUGCGCCAUCUGCCUCGACUACUUCACUGACCCGGUGAUGACCGACUGCGGCCACAACUUCUGCCGCGAAUGCAUCGGGCGCUGCUGGGGCCAGCCCGAGGGCCCCUACGCGUGCCCCGAGUGUCGCGAGCUGUCCCCGCAGAGCAACCUGCGUCCCAACCGCCCGCUGGCCAAGAUGGCCGAGAUGGCGCGGCGCCUACAUCCGCCGUCACCGGUCCCGCAGGGCGUGUGCGCCGCGCACCGCGAGCCGCUGGCCGCCUUCUGUGCGGACGAGUUGCGUCUGCUGUGCGGCACCUGCGAGCGCGCAGGCGAGCACUGGGCCCACCGCGUGCGGCCGCUGCAGGACGCGGCCGAAGAGCUCAAGGGAAGGCUAGAGAAGUCACUGGAGCACCUGCGGAGACAAAUGGAGGAUGCACUGCUGUUCCAAGCCCAGGCUGAGGAGACCUGCGCCUUGUGGCAGAAGAUGGUGGAGAGCCAACGGCAGAACAUGCUUGGCGAGUUUGAGCGUCUGCGUCGCCUGCUGGUUGAGGAAGAGCAGCGAUUGCUGCAAAGGCUGGAGGAGGAGGAGCUGGAGGUGCUGCCCAGACUGCGGGAGGGCGCUGUGCGCCUUGGCCAGCAGAGUGUCCAGCUGGCUACACUCAUCACUGAGCUGGAGGGCCGUUGCCAGCUGCCUGCACUGGGGCUGCUACAAGACAUUAAAGAUGCCUUGCACAGGUACGAGCCACUGUCCCUCCCUCAGGCAGGCAGGCAGGGGUUGGGGGGAGCUGCAGUCACCAAGGUGAAGCCAAGCUGUCCCUAUAGGAUCCAGGAUGUGAAGCUGCAGCCCCCGGAGGUGGUGCCCAUGGAGCUGAGGACCGUGUGCAGGGUGCCAGGGCUGGUGGAGACGCUGCAGAGGUUUCGAGGUGAUGUGACCCUGGACCCGGACACUGCCAAUCCCGAGCUGGUACUCUCUGAGGACAGGAGGAGUGUGCAGCGAGGUGAUCUGCGGCAGGCUGUGCCUGACAUCCCUGAGCGCUUUGACCCUGGACCCUGUGUGCUGGGCCAGGAGCGCUUCACCUCAGGCCGCCACUACUGGGAGGUAGAGGUUGGGGAACGCAGCAGCUGGGCCCUAGGCGUGUGCAGGGACAAUGUCAACCGGAAGGAGAAGGGCGAGCUGUCGGCUGGCAACGGCUUCUGGAUACUGGUGUUCUUGGGCAGCUACUACUCCUCCACCAAGCGGGCCUUCUCCCCAAUGCGGGACCCUCCAAAGCGUGUGGGCAUCUUCCUGGACUAUGAGGCUGGACACCUCUCUUUCUAUAGUGUGACGGAUGGAUCGCUGCUGUUCAUCUUCCCUGAGACCACCUUCUCUGGCACCCUGCGGCCCCUCUUCUCACCCCUGUCAAGCAGUCUGACCCCUCUGACCAUCUGCCAGCUAAAAGGCAGGUCUGGGGACACCUUGGUUUCCCAGUGACUCUUAGGAGUCCCUUUGCCUCUGCUGGCCUGGGCUCUGCUUUUGGAUCUGUUCAUUUAAGGCCUUUGGAGGAGGGAACAUAUCCUUUGAAAGAUGGGAGGAACACAGUGCUUUUCUGAACGUGAUUGGGAAAACCAAAUUUGAGGUGACUAUAUGUAAGUGUGGCACCAGCAGCCUUCAUCCAAGCACAGAGCCCUGGGAUUCAGAGCCUGCCCAAGCUGCCAUGUCACAGGAUCUUCAGGCUGCAACCAGGCCUCCCACCCCCAUGUACUGCACCUUGGUGAACACUGGGGAGGAGCAGGGUUUGGUUCCAUAGAUAAGAGUGCUGAUGGAAGAUGUCACUGCCCUGAAAGUGGUCACUGCAGAAGAGGGCAGACAGCACUCAGUAUUUAAGGGAGAUGAGCUGGGGUGGGAUUAGCAAGGGGGAACUAUGUAUAGGCAUCUGUGAAACCGAACUCUGGCAGAGACUACCUGAACACAUGUGGGAGAGGAGUGGGAGAGACAUUGAAAUGUGUACAACUAUGAAGCCUUUCGGGACAUCUCAGGCUGACUUGGCCUCCUCUAAGGACUCCACGUGUGCCCCAUCUGCUUUGUAGAAGGGUGGGGCAGAGAGCCCAAGCCUACAGAAUCCAGGAACUGCUGUAGUGUGUGGAUUGAGGAUUUAAUUCCUCUACUUUAUUUAUUGUAAGAACAGCAUUUCCCUAAAUAAAAGUUGUUACCUCCA
Messenger RNA from Cavia porcellus (domestic guinea pig), 2312 nucleotides. RefSeq names its product tripartite motif containing 11 (gene Trim11). Gene Ontology annotation, molecular function: ubiquitin protein ligase activity; protein binding; zinc ion binding. The coding region runs from base 95 to 1588 and encodes 497 amino acids. Lineage: Eukaryota; Metazoa; Chordata; Mammalia; Rodentia; Caviidae. Gene Ontology annotation, biological process: regulation of gene expression; protein ubiquitination. The record is from RefSeq and is a predicted model, not a curated record. Gene Ontology annotation, cellular component: cytoplasm. The transcript has 5 exons.